Messenger RNA from Pieris macdunnoughi, 1923 nucleotides. NCBI's taxonomy places the organism in Eukaryota, Metazoa, Arthropoda, Insecta, Lepidoptera, Pieridae. The record is from the annotation of a GenBank genome assembly.
AUGGAAUCUACAACAUCAGUGUCAAAGGGUGUGUUUUUAUUCCCAAAUGGUUACAAUAAUGGAAAGAAGUCCAAGAAAAAGUCGUCAAUAUUUGAAUCAACGUUUUCUAAUGAACAGUGGUAUAGGACAUUUAAAAUGAAUUGGGAUGAAGUCGAAGACCAGCUAAGGAUACUCCAUGAAAUGACCCACAGUGUGCUCUUAAAUGAUAUAGUAAGUUACUUAAAAAUCUCACAACAGGGCUGUGAAUUAAACAGUUGUGAUAAAAUAAUACCAUGUAUCACAUUAUUAACUGGCGUCAACCAACCUGAUCAUGUUGAUCAGUUCAAAUCUCUUAUAGGACUUAUAAGGGAAGAUGUGAGUCCCCAUGUCGCUAUGGUGAAUUCACAAGAUGCACCAACAUUGAAACACUUAGUAGAAAAUACAGUUUGGCAGCUUAUUAAUGAUGACAAUUUAGUGGGUGACUUAGAAGACAGCUUUGAUGAAUCAAGUAAGCCUAAAUUAAAAAAAAAGUCGUUGUACCAUGAAGACUUUACAGAGUUGGAUUUUGUUAUGAUAAUAAGUUCUUAUAUUUCAACUUUGCCGAUAGUACUUAUUUUUGGUGUGGCGACAUCUGUCUCUGCGUUGCAUAAAUCUUUUCCUUACCAAGUUUCAUCAAAGCUUCUUAUAAAAGUAUUUCAUUCACAGCCCUCUCAUGUAUAUAUGAAUCAAGUUUUGGAAAAUAUAUUCUUAACACAUUCAAGUCCAUUUCACUUAUCGGGAAAAGCGUUUGAGCUGUUGACGGAUGUUUUUCUCUUCUACGAUUUUUCUGUUACUGGAAUUAUUCAAAGUAUUAAGUACUGUAUGAUGGACUUCUUCUAUGCUGAUAAUAUUAAAUCGUUAUGCGGUGAUCGGGAGAAAUUGAACGCUAAGAUCUCAAAAUUAACAUCAGAUGAUCUGGAAAAUAUAAGACGUCUUCUAUCCUUCAGACCAUUUCUAGAAGUACAGGAUUGUCAAACGAAGAUCGGUCUUUUUGAAGACGAUAAUUUCUUCAAAGAGGUCCUACAGGAGGAGCUGCACAAAUUGCAUGAUUAUCUGUUUAGUUUUUAUCUGUCUUUAAGAUUGUUAGCUGUGUUUGUUAAGGAUUUGCCGAAAAACGUCAUGGGGAAGUCGGUCAGAGAAAUAUACGCAAAAUGUGCAACAGAGCACAUAGUUAAAACAGAAGCUUUCAAAGAAAGCAUGCAAUUGAUAAACUUUCAGUCCAAAGUUCAAUUGCUUGAGACAAUUAAAAGUGCAAUUAAAGUCGUGAAUAACGCCCUACAAAGCACUUCCCCCGGACCAUUACGAUCUCCAACGAAAAAUAUGUUGAACAAAUCAAUUAAUAGCUUGGGAGAGGAGUUUGUUAAGAACAUUAAAAUACAUUUUGUGAUAUUUUGGCGGCAAAUCGAAAAUGCUAGUACUGAGGUGACGGUUCUGGAGGAGGACGAUGACGAUUUCGAUUUGAGAGGAAGCCGACACAAAUUGAAAGAGAAACUCCUAAAAGCAACGAGGGUCGAUAGAAUCCAAUCAGAAUUUAUGAUGAUCAGAUCCCGUUUCGUGAAUUAUUUGGAGGAGAUAUUUGAGAAGUCCUUACUUCCGCCUCACACCCAGACAUUUCACGAGAUCCUGUUCUUCACUGAGGUGUCGAAUGUCAAGAAGCAGAUCGUUGGAGCUCCGAGAGGCGCCUUGCACGUUGCGCUUAGCAAUCCACAGUGUUAUUUACAGUGUAAAUGCUGCACCCUGCCGUCUCUGGAGAGCGUAUCAGAUACAAUCCCGGAUGUGAGUCUGGCUUAUAAGCUUCACCGGGAAUGCGGGAAGCACAUCAACCUAUACGACUGGCUCCAGGCUUUCGCCGCCAUCCUUUGCCCUGACAGCGAAGAUCCCGCACACGACCCCAAUAUUCAGUAA